CGCUUUUAGCGCAUGUCCAUAUCCGAGCACAGUCGGUUUGUUUACUUGACACAUUGAGUUAGAAAUUAGCCGAUGUAGCUUCUACUCAGCAUUGACAUCUACAGCAAUAAAGCCAGAAAGCUGACGGGGUGACACUCAUCCUCAUCGAGGGAACAGCAACAGAAUGUCUUUCAUAUUUGAUUGGAUCUACAGAGGAUUCAGUAGUGUGUUGCAGAUAUUAGGACUGUAUAAAAAGACAGGAAAGCUGGUUUUCCUUGGAUUAGACAAUGCAGGAAAAACAACAUUAUUGCACAUGCUUAAGGAUGAUCGGCUCGGGCUGCAUGUGCCAACACUUCAUCCAACUUCAGAAGAGUUAACCAUCGCAGGGAUGACUUUCACUACAUUUGACCUGGGUGGGCAUGCACAAGCAAGAAGAGUUUGGAAGAAUUACUUACCAGCCAUAAAUGGAAUAGUCUACCUCGUGGAUUGUGCUGACCAUGAGCGUCUACAGGAGGCUAAAGUCGAACUAAACGCCCUGCUAACUGAUGAGACCAUAUCCAAUGUGCCAAUCCUUAUUUUGGGAAAUAAAAUUGAUCGACCUGAGGCAAUAAGUGAAGAUACACUGAGAGGAAUAUUUGGCCUACAUGGACACACUACUGGGAAGGGGAAUGUGGCACUGAAAGAGCUGAACAUGAGGCCAAUGGAAAUUUUCAUGUGCAGCGUGUUAAAAAGACAAGGAUACGGGGAUGGUUUCCGAUGGCUUUCUCAAUACAUUGACUAAUUGGUUAAGACCCAAUCGCCUCUCCAAACCUACUUGACCCUAUUUAUUGAAGAUUUGACUCAGGAGUAAAGAACUAUUUAAAACUGAAUGAAAACGUGACAAUUAUUCCAGGAGUAGGUUUUUUUAAAUUGUGCCAAAAAUAAAAUGUACUCCUAAAAUACAUUUCUGUCAUCUCAAAUGACAAAAACUAAUGACCGAUUGUAUAUUUUUCCCCUUUUAAAAAUGAAGCAAACUAUAUAGUACAUGUUGAGUUGAGAGUAUUUUAGGAUAAAUAGUAUUACAUUUAGGGUUUGUUGAGUCUGUCCACAUUACAUACACUUUCUGUUACACUUUCAGAUAAAUAGAUAUUGCACAUAAAAGCGGGAAAAGCAAAUUUUUGCCAUGAUAUAGAAAUAAACUGAGUUAUGUGAAAUAUGGUGCAAUAACUAGACUUAUGUAGCUUGCAUAUGCUUUAUUUAUUUUUAUCUUUAAACACUAUUAAUACCAGUGUGCCUUAACUGAUUGGUGCUUUUUAAGAAAAAAAAUAAUUUCAUCUUUAUUUUAUGGCCACACUUUAUUUUAUGGUUAUGAUUUGUUAAAAUUCAUGAGUUAUUUCUGCAGUAAGUAGUCUUUGACCUUCAGCUACAACUAAGUGGUGAAUGAGAGUACAUGAACAGCACCACAGUCUUUCAGAGAAAGUGCAAUACACGAUAUCAUGUUAAGUCAUUUUCACAUUUGUAAAUAGAAAUGCUUUCAAACAUCUUACUUAAAUGAUGUGGCUCAAAAAACCUUAAUAGCACAAUUUUCAAGGCUUAUUUUGGAGCAGACAAAAAUAAAAGUGAAUAUUUUCAA
Messenger RNA from Neoarius graeffei (lesser salmon catfish), 1591 nucleotides. RefSeq names its product secretion associated, Ras related GTPase 1Ab (gene sar1ab). Gene Ontology annotation, molecular function: GTPase activity; GTP binding. The coding region runs from base 164 to 760 and encodes 198 amino acids. Gene Ontology annotation, biological process: intracellular protein transport; endoplasmic reticulum to Golgi vesicle-mediated transport; membrane organization. Gene Ontology annotation, cellular component: endoplasmic reticulum exit site; COPII vesicle coat. The record is from RefSeq and is a predicted model, not a curated record. The transcript has 7 exons. NCBI's taxonomy places the organism in Eukaryota, Metazoa, Chordata, Actinopteri, Siluriformes, Ariidae.